Messenger RNA from Archocentrus centrarchus (flier cichlid), 1697 nucleotides. It is a transcript of the gene bub1bb, whose product is annotated as BUB1 mitotic checkpoint serine/threonine kinase Bb. Gene Ontology annotation, biological process: meiotic sister chromatid cohesion, centromeric; mitotic spindle assembly checkpoint signaling. NCBI's taxonomy places the organism in Eukaryota, Metazoa, Chordata, Actinopteri, Cichliformes, Cichlidae. The transcript is spliced from 9 exons. The record is from RefSeq and is a predicted model, not a curated record. The coding region runs from base 141 to 1427 and encodes 428 amino acids. Gene Ontology annotation, molecular function: protein kinase activity. Gene Ontology annotation, cellular component: nucleus.
CAGCGUACUGCAAAUUCUCUCGCGUUCCUUGUUCAAAACACAGACGCGACCGUUCAACAGCUUUUCCUGCACAACGUCGGAGCUGCUGCAGGCUUCACGAAAAGGAAGAAGGGAGCACCGGAAGCGCUUUUAGUUCAAAAAUGGCAGAAGGAGGAGAUGUGGAAUGGGAGCUCAGCAAAGAAAACAUCCAGCCUUUGAGGCGGGGUAGAGCCAUAUCAGCCUUACAUCAGGCGCUGAGUCAACAACAAGAUGGACCUACCUCUGUAAUCAACCAACAGAGACAGGCAUUUGAGUCUGAGCUGCGCACUUAUGAUGGAGAUGAUCCACUUGGUGUUUGGGAUCGGUAUAUUAAGUGGACUGAACAAACCUUCCCCCAGGGAGGAAAGGAGAGCAACCUCACCACACUGCUGGAACGGGUCGUGACCAGAUUUACUGAGGAAAAACUUUAUCACAACGACCCCCGCUAUGUUGACCUCUGGAUCAAAUUUGCGAAGAACUGCCCAGAGCCUUUGGAAAUUUACAGAUACAUGCAGACGCAGGGAAUUGGAGUAACACAGGCAUCCCUCUACAUCGCUUGGUCAGAGGAGUAUGAGGAUCAGGGUAAUUUUCGCAAAGCAGACCUGGUCUACCAAGAGGGAUUCAGAAAGAGUGCUGAGCCACAUGAUAAACUCCUCCAGUUUCACAAGGCUCUGCAGGCACGCGUGUCCCGGCAAGUGAUGAUGAAUGUGGAGGAGGUAGAUAGUGAUGAUGAGCCUAAACAAGCUGAGAGACUUUCUCUGGCUGACCUCAAACAUAGAGGGAAGAAAAAAGCUGUCGCCCCCAUCAACAGAACAGGGGCAGCUAUCAGAAGUAUUUCUGGAGGCCUGAAGUCACAAGGCGCCCCCGUCCUUGGCAAUGCUUCAAAUAGCCGGUUGGUCAUCUUCGAUGAGAACAAAGCUCAAAGUGCGGGUCCAUCAGAGCCUACGCUAGAAGCUUGGGUGGCUCCUCCCUCAUCUAGGGCAAAGGAGAAUGAGCAGAAGCCUGAGAGAUGGUGCGAUGUCAAGAUGCCACAGAAGUCCAAAUUUGGACAUACUGUUAUGCCUCCACCACCUCCUAAACCCACUUUCCAACCAUUUGUGGAGGAGUCAGAUCAGCCUCCAACAAUGACUCCGUGUAAGAUCAACCCAGCAGUAAACACAGUUUUGUCAGCACGUAAGCCAAGCAGAGAGGAAACUCCUCUCAAAAGGCUGCAGGACCAUCAGCAGCAGCAGAAGGAGGCAGAAUCAGGAAAACAACAGGAGCAGAGCAUGUACUGUAAAGAGCUGCUGCUCAGCGGCGCUGCCGAGUUCUGCUUUGAGGAACUGCGAGCCGAACGGUUCUUCAAAAAGAUGGCACAAGGAUCAGAGGAAGGUCAAAAGGAUGAGGCUACAGUUGGUGCUGCGAACUGAUGCAUCUAAGAAGACGUGGGAUUAAAAUUUUGUGACUUUUUACCCAAGAUUUUAUCAUGUAAUGGCUGUUCAUCAUCUAGCUGUAAAUACUGUUGUCGUAGAUUUCCGGUUACUCAGAAGGGUUAAAAACAUUUUUUAGGGAAACCCUAUGAGCUGAAGACACACUAAAUAAGAUGCAGUGGAUUUAUGGAAAAUACAGUGGUUGGACUAAAUAAUGGGAACACCUGUACACUGCAAUUAAUCUAUUAAAAAAAAAAAAAAGGCCUACUA